Messenger RNA from Aedes aegypti (yellow fever mosquito), 1541 nucleotides. RefSeq lists its product as uncharacterized. The record is from RefSeq and is a predicted model, not a curated record. Gene Ontology annotation, cellular component: plasma membrane. The transcript is spliced from 5 exons. Bases 36 to 1286 code for a protein of 416 amino acids. Gene Ontology annotation, biological process: sensory perception of smell; detection of chemical stimulus involved in sensory perception of smell. NCBI's taxonomy places the organism in Eukaryota, Metazoa, Arthropoda, Insecta, Diptera, Culicidae. Gene Ontology annotation, molecular function: odorant binding; olfactory receptor activity.
AUUCAAUUCAGUCGAAGAAAUCUAUUCUUCACAUCAUGAACGCGAUUGUCGACCUCUGGAAAGAAGUGAGAUACUACAAACCUGAUUCUGAUUAUUUUGUGCUAGUAGACCUACUCGUUGAUUUGUGCGGCUACUACCCACCAAAAUGGAGCCCUUUGGCAUUAGUCGCUUGGCGAGCUCUGAAAGUUGGCCAAGUGAUACAGUACACUUUCUACGCCUAUCACUGCUUUCAAUCAGCUGUCAACUGGCGCAAUAUCCUCUACUUCUCGCUAAAUAUUAAUCUUUCCGUCGGUCUGUCGGUCGGACUUUUCAGAGGCCUUGCAUUAGCUUAUUACCAUGAUGAUUUGGCAAAGCUAAAAAGUUUUGUAAACUCAAGACAAUGUGGAAAGGAUGACGCAAAAGCAAACUAUGCUCGGAAAGUACACUUCUGGAAGAAAAACCGUUUGGUCUUAGGUGGCUCGACCAUACUGGUUUUGAAUGCAAUCAAUUGGUGCUUGACGGCUGCCUUCACCGAGGAUUUGUACCAGAUUCCAUUUUCGUUGCAGUUCCUACCAAAUACCGUGGCUAACGUUAUUAUUUAUUACUACUCGUUUCAAAUGUUGAUCCAAAACCUUGGAUAUUGGCAGAGCUUCUUUCAAUUCGGGUUGUUGCUAUCGUUGAUGAAAAAUGAGCUUUUGAUAAUUUCGGACUAUUUUGAAUCAAUUUUCGAUCGAGCUUUUCAGGUGUGCGGCCGAGAUGACCUUGAACUGCGGUACGGUGAUAGUUUGACUGCUUCUAGGAUGUGGUCCACGAUUAGGGCAGAUUUUAAACAAGCGGCUGUUUAUCACAGUAACUUCAUCGAACAUGUAAUCCUUCUAAAACAAGUCAGCUACAUCAGCUUUCUAGUACUUUUAUCAGCAACUGCGAUUUUUGUCACCCUCAAUAGUUUCCUAUGCGUAAUUGAUUUCUCCAGUGACGCUUUGGGACUGUUGGUUUUUGGAUCCAUAUGUGGCAUGGAAUGUUUUUUCACAUGCAAAAUGUUGGAUGAGCUUGACGAAAUUAACAUGAAAAUAGCCAAGAACGCAUAUGCCUUGGAUUGGAUGACCAGCAUUUCGGUGCCAAGUGCGAACAUGGACGACUAUCGCAACAUCAAGCACACGGCUCUCAUCGUUCAAGCCAAAGCUCAACAGGGUUUUUGGUUCCGUGCCGGAGGAAUGUUCGACAUGAAUUUGGAAAUGUUUAUGCAAAUCAUGAAAAUUUGUUAUUCCAUGAUCACCUUUCUGAUGCAGACACAAGAAUCGGAAUAAUGCAAUGGCACUGAAUAACUAUUUGGAAACGGGGUUAGAUUUGAGAUACAAAGAAAUAAAACUAUGUAACAAGCGUAAGUGUAACAAAUCCGCUUGAAAAACCUAAUGCUAGAGUAGAAUGGGGCAAGAUGAAUCAACCAAGAUGUGGAUUCCUGUAACUCCCUGAAUACGAAUAUAGUUCCUUUUUAAUGGCCUAUUUUAGAUACAAGUGAGCUGCAAUAUUGAAUGCAAAAUAAAGGAUCAUUAUAUAAGAAA